Hippocampus comes (tiger tail seahorse) is the source of this 5138-nucleotide messenger RNA. Its product is annotated as unconventional myosin-XV-like. The record is from RefSeq and is a predicted model, not a curated record. Gene Ontology annotation, cellular component: myosin complex; cytoskeleton. The transcript is spliced from 45 exons. NCBI's taxonomy places the organism in Eukaryota, Metazoa, Chordata, Actinopteri, Syngnathiformes, Syngnathidae. The coding region runs from base 21 to 5138 and encodes 1705 amino acids. Gene Ontology annotation, molecular function: ATP binding; cytoskeletal motor activity; protein binding.
UUCAGGUCUGUCAGCAGAAAAUGCUUGAUGAGAAUCGACAAUCUUUUUUGCGACUAAUGCAAUAUAAAAGCAUGACGUAUUCCCCCCAAAUGUUAUUUCAGAUGUACGCAAUUAGAAGCCAGCCCACAGUAGCUCAAAGGGAGCUACGAGAGGAAGAUGGCGUGGAAGACAUGACACAGCUUGAGGAGAUGCACGACAAUGCUGUUCUUCUCAAUCUAAAAACAAGGUUUGAACGGAAUCUUAUUUAUACCUGUAUAGGUAGUAUUCUGGUUUCUGUGAACCCUUAUAAGAUGUAUAACAUCUAUGGGACGGACAUGGUGCUGCAGUACAAGGGUCGUGCCCUGGGCGAGAACCCUCCACAUUUGUUUGCAAUAGCCAACGCUGCUUAUUCCAAAAUGAUGGACGCCAAACAUAAUCAGGUCAUAAUUAUCAGUGGGGAGAGUGGCUCUGGUAAAACUGAGGCCACCAAACUUGUCCUUCGCUACCUUGUAGCUUUACAUCACACGUGUAAUCUUGCCCAACAGAUUGAGAUACUUGAGGCUGCUCCUCUUCUUGAGUCAUUUGGAAAUGCCAAAACUGUGCGGAAUGAUAACUCCAGUCGCUUCGGGAAACACAUGGAGGUCUUUAUGGAGGAUGGUGUGAUCAAUGGUGCCAUAACUUCUCAAUAUCUUCUGGAAAAGUCGCGCAUCGUCUUCCAGGCCAAAGAUGAAAGAAACUAUCACAUCUUCUAUGAGAUGCUGGCAGGCCUUUCGUCUCAGCAGAAGCAGACUUUCUAUCUCCAGGAGCCUGAGACUUACUAUUACCUCAACCAGGGAGGGGAUUGUGGGAUUACAGGAAAAGAUGAUGGCGAAGACUUCCAGCGUCUGCUCGCUGCCAUGGAGAUCCUCCACUUCACCUCAGACGACCAGUCGGUCAUUUUUAGAGUUUUAUCUUCCAUACUGCACCUGGGAAAUGUCUACUUUGAGAAACAUCAGACUGACGGCCAGGAGGUGGCGACAGUGGUGAGCGCUCAGGAGAUCAGGGUGGUAGCAGAACUGUUGCAGAUCUCUCCAGAAGGCCUGCACAAAGCCAUCACUUAUAAAGUCAUGGAGACGAUGAGAGACAAGAUUUACACCCCACUGACUGUAGAAAGCGCUGUAGAUGCCAGAGAUGCUGUUGCCAAGAUCUUGUACUCGCUGCUCUUUCAUUGGUUAACAGAGAGGGUCAACACUCAGGUGUAUCCUCGCCAACACACCCUCUCCAUCUCCAUCCUGGACAUUUAUGGAUUUGAGGAUCUGGCAUACAACAGCUUUGAACAGCUGUGCAUUAAUUAUGCCAACGAGUACCUGCAGUUCUUCUUUAAUAAGAUAAUUUUCAGGGAAGAGCAGGAGGAGUACAACAGGGAGCAAAUUCCAUGGCAGGAUAUUCCAUUUAAUGACAACCAACCCUGCAUUGACCUCAUCGCCGCUAAACCCCACGGCAUACUUAGAAUCCUGGAUGACCAGAGCUGUUUCCCACAGGCGACGGAUCAUACGUUUCUCCAAAAGUGUCACUAUCACCAUGGCAAUAACCCAUUGUAUGUGAAGCCAAAGAUGCCCUUUCCUGAGUUCACCAUCAAGCAUUUUGCUGGACGGGUCACCUAUCAGGUUUACAAGUUCCUUGAUAAAAACUACGAUCAGGUUCGUCAAGAUGUGUUGGACCUAUUCAUGAAGAGCAGGAACAAGAUGGUGUCGAACCUCUUCCUGGUUCAUGCAGAAGUCCUGGGGCAGAAAAGCAACACGGUCACCAGGAAAUACCAAGCAUCCACCGUCAGCAGCAAAUUCCAACAGUCUCUGUUGGAGCUAGUGGACAAGAUGGAGAGGUGCAACCCGUUUUUUGUCCGCUGCAUUAAGCCAAAUAACACAAAGAAUGCAGGUGUGUUUGAAGACGACCUGGUCAAAGGUCAGCUGCGUCACUCCGGCAUCAUGGAGACGAUCAGGAUCCGGAAAGAAGGCUACCCUGUUAGGAUGCCAUUUUCUAUCUUCCUGUUCAGAUAUAAGUCCCUGGUGGGAAUUCAGCAGCUUCCAUCAGCCAAUGGAGACAGCUGUGUGCUUCUGCUCAGUAAACUGUGUCCUCUCAAACCAGGAGACUACCACGUCGGCGUCGCAAAGUUAUUUGUGAAGGAGGCCAUCUACCAGCUGUUGGAGUGCAAACGGGAACGCUGUCGCCACCUCGCCGCGCUCACCCUGCAGCGUUACGCUCGCAUGUACCUUGCCCGGAAACGCUACGUGAAUCUACGCCACAUGAUCAUCAGGCUGCAGGCGCAUUGCAGAGGAUUUCUUACGAGGAGGCACUAUGUGAAAAUGAGGCACAGCAUGGUUCGGUUCCGGUCCCUCGUCCAUUAUUAUAUCGUCCGGAAACGAUACGUCAAGAUGAAGUUGAUGGCCAAGCGCAAAGCUGAGGAGGAGACGAAGAAGAGAGAAAUGGAAUUGAUGAAAAGAGAAGUGGUCAAUGUGACGCACUUGGUGAUCCCUGCAGAGCUUGGCACUCUACUGCAAGCAGCAGGAGCCAGGCGAGAGUUGCACUCUGACUGCUUGGCUCUGCUUCAGGCACCUCAUAUCCGAGAGUCCUCUUCCGGUCAACUCACUCUGCCUCUGGACAUUAACAACUACCCCUUCGAUCGUUACGUGCUCAGAUACUUCAGAGAGCCCAAGUUUGGGAUGUUGAAGACACCCCUGGAGGCCCCUCUAACCUGCAUCGAAGAGGACCUGAAAGCCGAAGCUCUGCAGCUUUUCAACAUGGUGUUAAGAUUCAUGGGAGACCCUCACCUGAAUGGCGCGCAGGAGAACAUGUUUGGCAAUUACAUCAUCCAAAGAGGUCUCUCGUCUCCAGGGUUACGAGAUGAGAUCUUGUCUCAGGUGGUCAACCAGGUGUGGCGCAACGUCAACGCUGACAAUGCGGAGAGAGGCUGGCUUCUAUUGCUGGCGUGUGUCUGCACCUUUGCUCCCUCGCCACAGAUGGACAAAUAUCUGCUCAAGUUUGUUUCUGACCAUGCUGCCACUGGUUGCCAAGCAUUGCUGCAACAUCGACUCAUCCAAGCCAGUCAGAAGACGCAGCAGAGUUCAGGCCCCGCUCCCGAGACUUCACGGACCUAUCCGCUCUCCCUGCUGGAGUGGACGACCAAUCGGAAGAAAGCUAACAUGGCGUUACAUGUGCAUUGUUUUGAUGGAUCGUCGUUCCUGUGCCCAGUUCACUCCUGGACCAGUGGCGAAGAUUUAGCGGGAGACAUCCUGCACCACAGGGGCGUGUCAGACUGGUGGAGAGGAAGUUCAGUCCUGAUGAAGGAGCAUGGCCAGUGGGUGGAAUUAGCGGGUCACGACUACGUGAUGGACCUGAUUGCAGACCUGGAGCUUCCAAAUGUCUUCCCAAAACAGAAGAGCUACUUCGUCAUCAGUACUGACAACCCCACGAGAGUCAGGGCCAAUGCCAGCCUAACACUAUUUGGGAGCGGCUUUGAUUCAGAUGAUGAACCUCCGCCUUCCCUUCCUCCGAGCGGAGGCUGCAGACCAGCCUACAGCCUCUCUGAGUCUGACGGUUACCACAGCCACGUGGAGUCCGAUGCAUUCAGUGACGGUCAGACUCAGAGAGGAAUGGACCGUUAUCUGGACAGCCUGUUCGAUCCCGUUCUGUCUGACGGCAACACGGACAUGGAAAAGGCCGGAACUUUGGCAGCAAGAAUGAAGGGAGGCGGAGGUAUAGGCAUCUCAGGAGGAGAAAGAGGAGAGGAGGAGAGUCAUCUGGUCCCCAGUAGGCCGCAUCCACCCGGAAUACAUCCUGGAGCCGUGCCGGUGCUCCCAGUAGCAGGAGGCAUGAUGCCACCUAUCCCUACCUUGCCCACCUCCUCUCACCACCAUCACCAUGAACACCACCAACAGCAGCCGCAGCAGCAGCCACGACAAUAUCACCAAUACAACCGACCCCAUCACCCUUCCCAUCAAACGACUUCGUCCACCUCCGCACACGUAACCCCCAGUCAGACUUCCUCUCACGCUCCAUCCGAAGCCCCUUCUACACCCCCCUCUGCGCACCCUAGUCCUCUGAGUGCUACUGAUGUAGCAUCACAUGGCACCGGUGUUGCAGGUUUGGGGUUGCCCCCACUUCCGCCCAUGCCUGUAAUUCCAAGCUUGCCUGUUUUGGAAGGAACGGAGCAGGCAGCACUGACUCAACAGCAGCAAGCCAUUAUCAACCAGCAAGCCAUUAUUCUGGCCCAGCAGAUGACCAUGCAGGCCAUUGCAAUCCAGCAACAGAUGAUAUCCUCUUUCCCCACCUCUCAUUCGCCACCACUACAUUAUUACCCACACUCGCCGCAACAUUCUCGCACACCCAGUCCAACGAAAGAAGAUCGAGACAAUUCACCGCCAAGGCCCAGCUCUCAGCGCAAAAUGAGUCCAACACACAGCCCGCCUCCAGACGCUGUGGUCCGCGCCAGUGUGAGUAACACUGAGCGCACGGAGCCCAGCCAUGACAUCAAAGACAUCAUCAAACAGCACCAGCCUGCCAGCAUGACUCCCUCUGGACUUUCCAUCAAACGAAAAGAUAAUGGAAAGGUGUUCAUGAAGAAGCCAGACCCCCAUGAUGAAGCCAUGGAGAUCCUGAAAGACCAAAUGGCCAGCCCACCUCAAACAACUCGGAAGAAGUCUUUGCAUCAUAAAGAGGAGGGAGGAGAUCGCAAAAUGACCAAGCUUAAUGAAUCAACUCACUCCAACGUAGACCACGCUCCUCCUACAGUCUGCAGAGAGUUGCCAGUUGAAAAUGAGGUCAUCCAGACUCAACUCCACAGCAGGACCAGCGAUGAAUAUUAUACCUACACCAACGUCCCCUGGAAACUUUACCUGAGGAAGGAGGUGUUUUACCCGAAGGAGAACCUCAAUGAUCCGCUAAUGUUGGACCUAAUCUUCAGACAGGUAGUACAUGACACAUUCUCGGAGGCCUGCAUUCGAAUCACUCAAGAAGAAAGACAAAAGAUGAAAGCUCUCUUUGUGGAAAACCAGGUGGAUCAGGCUCCAGGUACUCACCAUGAGGACGUGAAGAAAAAGGUGGUUGCCAUGGCGAGAGACUCGUGGGAGAUCUACUUCUCUCGUCUUUUCCCGGCUUCUGUGAGCGCUUGGCCUUUUCGUUAA